Dryobates pubescens (Downy woodpecker) is the source of this 1435-nucleotide messenger RNA. RefSeq names its product collectin subfamily member 11 (gene COLEC11). The transcript has 7 exons. The record is from RefSeq and is a predicted model, not a curated record. NCBI's taxonomy places the organism in Eukaryota, Metazoa, Chordata, Aves, Piciformes, Picidae. Bases 211 to 1035 code for a protein of 274 amino acids.
AACAGGAAGCUGUUUACAGAUAACACUUGCAACUGUUUUGUCUGAUUUGUUGAACUGUCGAAAAGCAAAAGACAAGCUCUUCUCAAAUUAAAAACUGUCAGACUUCUGUAAACAGCAGCAAUGAGGUUCAUCUGUGCAGUGUCCCUGCAGGCACAGAGCAUCCUGCAGUUCCCGUUUUCUCAGCAACCAUAAGGAGUCAGUGACCUGUAAAUGCUCAUUAUGAAGAAAGAUCUGGUUUUCUUGGUGACUCUAAUUAGUCUUGCCUUCCUGUUGCUGCUAAGGUCUGGAUAUGCUCAACAUAUUGCAGAGGAGUCCUGUUCUGUUCAGAUUCUUGUUCCAGGCCUCAAAGGGGAGGCUGGAGUCAAGGGGGAGAAAGGUGCUCCAGGUCGUCCAGGCAGAGUUGGGCCUCCAGGAGAAAAAGGAGAAAUGGGAGACAAAGGACAGAAAGGCAGCAUGGGACGACAUGGAAAAAUUGGUCCUAUUGGUUCAAAAGGUGAAAAAGGAGAUAACGGUGACAUAGGACCACCAGGUCCUAAUGGCGACCCAGGCAUCCCCUGCGAGUGCAGCCAGCUAAGGAAGGCUAUUGGUGAAAUGGAUCUCCAAGUGGCCCAGAUGACGACGGAGCUCAAAUUUAUCAAAAAUGCUGUCGCUGGUGUGCGUGAGACAGAUAAUAAGAUCUACCUGCUGGUGAAGGAGGAGAAAAGGUACAAGGAAGCCCAACUCUACUGCCAUGGAAGAGGAGGAACGCUGAGCAUGCCCAAGGAUGAGACUGCUAACAACCUGAUUGCCUCAUACAUCAACCAAGCUGGGCUCACCAGGGUUUUCAUUGGGAUUAAUGACCUAGAGAAAGAAGGAAAUUUUGUCUAUUCUGACCGAUCGCCCAUGCAGACCUUCAACAAAUGGCGCAGUGGGGAGCCCAACAAUGCUUACGACGAGGAGGACUGUGUGGAGAUGGUAGCAUCUGGAGGCUGGAAUGAUGUUGCCUGUCAUAUUACCAUGUAUUUCGUGUGUGAAUUUGACAAAGAAAAUGUCUAAGCCUGCCUAGUCUAUCUUAAGAAAAGUUUCUUAGGCCAAUUUACACCAUGUCUGUAGAGUGCAAGUACAGGGCAGCAGAGUUGUACAGCUGUAAAUACAGUUUAGGUAUUUCAAAUAUCAGUAUUUACCCUUUAGAAGGGAAGAGCAGUGCUAAGAUACAGCUUGAGUUUUUCUAUUAGAAAAUAUUUGUACUUAGAUAAAAAUGUGAUUUGAGGCUAAAUUCUACCCUCAAAUGCACUUGCAUGACUCUAAGGAAAGGCAGGAUUUGGCCUCUAGUUGUUAGAAUUGUAAUUUCUGAAGAAGUAGUAGAUUCUUGAUAUUCUUUUAUCUUAGCAAAUUUUGUUAUUAGAAAUGUUAAUUACUUUUAGUGCUACAGGGGUAUUUCAACAGCAAGGCACAU